GCACGGUGGUGGGUUGAGGAGGGUGAGUGGGGAGAGCGAGCAAGGCCCCGCCAGCUGCGUGUUGACUAGUUUACAAAGAGCCGUGUUCAGCGUCACAUCUAAGGAGAACAGACAGUGCCUGUCGGAUUACCGUCGCCAGCCAUGGGGCAUGAAGGGGCCGCCGGAGAUUGGAGGAACACACAGCGGCCCACGGGGGCGACGGGGGUGGUUGUAGUGUCUGUCUUAGUGUUCCUUUUUGGCUCUGCUAGCCUCGCAUCAGGCUCGCAUCAUCACAUUUGCCCACCAUUCAUGAGCAGCGUCAAGCUCAUUCCUUACGAGACAGCCUAUUUUACCUCCAGUGCCUUAGAGGUGAGAUUCAGAGUGGAGGCUGAAGGGUGCGUUAACGAUACUCUGGUGUUGCCCUUGAGUGGACUCAAAGUGAGCAACCAAACUUCUGAAGUAUAUUACAGUCCGUGGUAUGAGUUCAGCUUCAUAAACUGUGGAAACUAUGUAGUAGAAAUUGGGUCAAAAACAGUAAAGUUGAAGCAUUCAUCAAAUAUGUGCCUUUACAAACCCAUCACCGUGAGUACACUUGUGGAGUCCCCGACCCUCCUGGGGAGGCAGUGCUCGAAGACAAGGAGAAGGAAGGAUGAGGUGCAGAAAGGAAAAACAGCAUGCAGGGCGCUGACGGAAGUGGUAGACACGAGUCGCCCCAACACCAAGCCUACAUUAGGCGAUGCAGACAUGCUUUGGGAUUUGCUUGAAAAACAGAAACAAUUUGAUAUGUCAGAUUUGUUAUCUAAUCCCAGUUUAACUGAAAGUGGCAAAGACGAUGGCAAAAGCCUCUUCGAUACACCAGGUUUGUUCUUUGGCGGGGAGCAGGAACCCACGGAAGGCAAGGUGCCCAAUGUGACCAAUGGGUACAUCAGCGACGCGUUGAAGCCCCAGUCAUUCAACUUCAAUGACUUCUUCCCAGGCGCGCCCCCGACUCUACCCUCCAACAACCUGGAUACAGAUGAUUUCUUCGAAAAUGAAACAUUCUCCAAAGGACGGAAUUACAAGGAGAACUCUAUCCCCAUCUUCAUUGGUAUCGUGGCCUUCACGGUGAGCAUGUGUCUUAGGUUCUGCUUAUGCCGCGGCAAGAGCGUGGUGCGGCGCGUCACCACCGUCACUGUAAUCAGAAGCCGCCCUGCGAACUCCGACGCGGCUCAGGACCAGCAGGACCUGCCACCGGCCUAUGUCGACGUUGUGAAUGAGAACACGGAUCCUGGCAGUCCCACAGACGACACCUGCACUGAACCCCCACCCCCCGCCUAUGCAGAUAUAGCGCACGAAGUUCUGCCGCCCACCUAUUCCGAGGUGGAAGCUCAGUCCAUUCCCCCCGCCGAGGCAGCAUCUCUGGCAAACCAGGAGAGUGCGACGCAACCUUCGUCCCCGCCGCCAGACCCUGGGCUUGUCCACGAUGACAAAGACUCGGGAGCUUCUAGAAGCAUGCUAUCAAAAUACAGAUCUCAGCAGAAACAGUAUGCCUUCAAGGUGUUGGACGAGGACGAGUGAGGCCGCCGACGGCCAUUACUGCAUGUCCCAGGGCAGGUGCUGUCAUCGGCGGCGACACCAUCGCAACGAGAAUCUCCAAGGAAGUAAUCUCAGCAGCUGUGGACGACCAACAUUUGGCCGGGGUGACCACAGCACGCAGUAACCACCUUGUCCCAGGUUAUUUAUACGUGCUCGCUGCCUAGGCAGCAUGCAUGCUUAUGUAGUUAGCAGGUAGGUAGGACUGUAAGUCGUUUUUAGUUAACAAAAAAAAAAAAUACAUGAAAGUAAGAAUGACCACUGAUGUAUUGCAGUCACAGUAUUUUUACACACGUGUAUGUUGAUGAAAAUAUUACUGAAAACUAAUAUUGAACACAUGCAGGCCAUGCAUUAAUUUGUAAGUCAUAGUAUUUUUGUACUCAUGUUUUAAAUAUAUAUAUAUAUAUAUAUAUAUAUAUAUAUAUAUAUAUAUAUAUAUAUAUAUAUAUAUAUAUAUAUAUAUAUAUAUAUAUAUAUAUAUAUAUAUAUAUAUAUAUAUAUAUAUAUAUAUAUAUAUAUAUAUAUAUAUAUAUAUAUAUAUGAUAAAAUUGUUAGAAGUAUGAUUUCCUCUCCAACAUGUGAUAGUAGUGUUAAGAAAUGUGAUGUGGACUGCCGAGCGUGUCAGUCAAGGAGGGAAGGAAGGAAGGCUUCGGUGUCUACAGAUCAACAUUCUUUUUUCUUUUAUAAUUUUUAUAAGUAUCAUUAUUAAUAAUUUUUAAUCAUUAUUUUUCAUUGUCCUCUUCCGCCCCCCUCACAUGUAUUUAAUCUGGCAGUCCCGAUUCAAGUGUAGAGUUUAGGUUAGUCAGUUAACGGUGUAAGAAAUUUGUUUAGAUGACUGUUAUUCGCCGUUUAUCACUAUCGUUAUUUUUCCUUCAACAAUCUCAGAUCACUCUCCCUUUCCUCUCAGCCCCAAAUGUGUGUGUGUGUGUGUGUGUGUGUGUGUGUGUGUGUGUGUGUGUGUGUGUGUGUGUGUGUGUGCACUCCUUUCACCCUUCCCUCCCCUCGCCCCACACUAUGAGCUGUGUGCUGUGCCUCCGCCUGAAGACCGAUACUUUUUUUCUAUGAAAGAAAUGAUAAUGAUGAUAAUAAUAUUCUAAUACUGUAA
Messenger RNA from Eriocheir sinensis (Chinese mitten crab), 2656 nucleotides. RefSeq lists its product as uncharacterized. The transcript has 2 exons. The record is from RefSeq and is a predicted model, not a curated record. Bases 142 to 1536 code for a protein of 464 amino acids. Lineage: Eukaryota; Metazoa; Arthropoda; Malacostraca; Decapoda; Varunidae.